This is a messenger RNA of Trichoderma harzianum CBS 226.95, 968 nucleotides long. RefSeq lists its product as hypothetical. Lineage: Eukaryota; Fungi; Ascomycota; Sordariomycetes; Hypocreales; Hypocreaceae. The record is from RefSeq and is a predicted model, not a curated record. Bases 336 to 758 code for a protein of 140 amino acids. The transcript has a single exon.
UCCUUCUCUCGCAACAGGUGAGUCGCCUUUUGUACUCGUAGUUGCAAUUCGCUCCAGGGCCGGUAGGGCAUAUCGAGUCCCACAGCAAAAAAACGGCAAUUGAGACGCAAACCCAGGCUCAUCUAGACUUUCGGCAGAGGGGAGAAUCAACGUCCGCCCCGAGCCCUGGUAAACGCGGGUUGCCUGGGAGCUCUUCCGAAGAUUCAGCUAGCCUGCAAUUGGACAGUAGUAGUGCUCCGUAAUCGUAGCAGCAAAGAAGAGAGGCAGCCCUGCGAUGAAGAGACGGGGAAAAAAGAGAUCCUGAAUCCUGUGUGAGGCCCGUCUUAGCGGCUGACAUGGGGAGCUGCCUCUCUUCGCCAAAUUCGGCGGCACAGGCGCAACAGAAGCAUGCGCACGUCUUACUCGUCGUGGAAUCAGCCGGGGGGAGGAUGCUCUACCUGGGAUUCUCUGCAAGCCCAGCUGCGUGCCGUGGUUUUGUCAGCCUGACCUGUUUUGCAAAUGUCCAAUGGCAUCUUCGGCUCGACCUCCUCUCCUUCAGACCGUUGUUAGGCUGGCACCAAUGCAUCUUCGCCAUAUUACUUUCCAAGGGCACACAAAAACACCCUGCGAAUUUUGGCAUUCGUGUUUUGGAAUCACCCUACCUCCAUCGGUGGGCUGAGGCCAUGUGCCCAAGAGUGGCGACAUCGUAUCCAGCCAUCAUCAUGUACCCUGGCUUUAUUUUACUUGCGAAAUCACACAUGGUUCCCUCCCAAUGCUGAGCCAACAUGUUUGAGAGCUCAAUUUUUUUUUUCGUAGUUUUUCUUUUUCCCUGGUUUGACACCCAAGCGCCCAAUUAUAUGAAUCAACUGAUUGUCGUAAAGUCGUUCGUUAUCAAAGAAAGGAAACGGAAGAGAGAAAAAAAAAGGCCUCGGCCAACGCGAAAAAUAUUUAUUUUGACUGUCAAAUGCAAAUGCAGAGCUCCACUAUAU